AUGUCUCCAUUAAUUUACUUUCUUGUAUCACAAAUCGUGCUAAUACUCACGAUAUACGGCAGCAGAGUGGCAGUGUCGAGGUUUAAGGUUAAGGAGAAGCAACUCACUAAUUUUGUGGUGUGUGGAACGCUCAUAGCUGCGUAUAUUUCAUGGGGUAUUUUCUUCCUGGCUAACCUGCAUCCGGUGGAGAAACCUCAGUUCAAGUAAAAGUAUAAUUUAUGGUUGUGUGGCUCGUGGUACAAAAGGAUGAAGUGAUGUGGUAGAAUGAUAUUGUGUAAAUAUGAAAUACAAAUAAUGGCAAAUGUGUUAGCUUGUAGAUCAGACGAGCAGGCUUGUUCAGAGAAUGUAUUAAGCCGUUAAAAAACUGAUGUAUUUGUAUUAUUGGUGUAUACCACGUAAUGUAAUUGUAAAUACUUUAUCGUUGGUACAGUGUGGUGAAUUAUGCUAUCAUUGUGUUGAAUAAAAC
This is a messenger RNA of Vavraia culicis subsp. floridensis, 466 nucleotides long. RefSeq lists its product as uncharacterized. Gene Ontology annotation, cellular component: proton-transporting V-type ATPase, V0 domain. Gene Ontology annotation, biological process: proton transmembrane transport. The record is from RefSeq and is a predicted model, not a curated record. Gene Ontology annotation, molecular function: proton-transporting ATPase activity, rotational mechanism. Lineage: Eukaryota; Fungi; Microsporidia; Pleistophoridae. The transcript has a single exon. The coding region runs from base 1 to 207 and encodes 68 amino acids.